This is a messenger RNA of Tachyglossus aculeatus (Australian echidna), 2406 nucleotides long. RefSeq names its product macrophage erythroblast attacher, E3 ubiquitin ligase (gene MAEA). Gene Ontology annotation, biological process: proteasome-mediated ubiquitin-dependent protein catabolic process. Gene Ontology annotation, cellular component: GID complex; nucleus; cytoplasm. The record is from RefSeq and is a predicted model, not a curated record. The coding region runs from base 67 to 1371 and encodes 434 amino acids. The transcript is spliced from 10 exons. Gene Ontology annotation, molecular function: ubiquitin protein ligase activity; protein binding. Lineage: Eukaryota; Metazoa; Chordata; Mammalia; Monotremata; Tachyglossidae.
UUUCCCGGCGUGCCUUGCGCCGUGGAGGUGGCUCCCUUUGGUCCCUAAUGUUUUGGCCGAGCCAAAAUGGCGGUGCAGGAAUCAGCUGCUCAGCUCUCCAUGACCCUGAAGGUGCAGGAGUACCCGACCCUCAAGGUCCCAUACGAAACGCUGAAUAAACGAUUUCGGGCCGCACAGAAAAACAUCGAUCGGGAAACGAGUCACGUGACGAUGGUGGUGGCCGAACUGGAGAAAACCCUGAGCAGUUGUCCUGCUGUUGAUUCAGUUGUUAGCCUCCUGGAUGGAGUUGUUGAAAAGCUCAGUGUGCUGAAGAGAAAGGCAGUCGAAUCUAUCCAGGCCGAAGACGAGAGCGCCAAGCUGUGCAAACGUAGGAUCGAGCACCUGAAAGAGCACAGCAGCGACCAGCCGGCGGCUGCCAACAUGUGGAAGAAAAAGCGCAUGGAUCGCAUGAUGGUGGAACACCUCCUGCGCUGCGGCUACUAUAACACAGCAGUAAAAUUAGCCAGGCAAAGCGGCAUCGAGGACUUGGUAAAUAUUGAGAUGUUCUUGACAGCCAAGGAAGUGGAAGAAUCUUUGGAAAGACAAGAGACUAUGACUUGCCUGGCUUGGUGUCAUGAUAAUAAAUCCAGGCUUAGGAAAAUGAAGGGCCGUCAAAACGAGAACGAAACGAAGAUGGGACGCAAAAGUAAAUCGGCCAGUGAUUACACUAAAGAAACCGAUGAUCUUGUUAUGGAAACCCUAAAAGGAAAACCUGAAUUGAGCUGUCUGGAGUUCAGCCUAAGGAUCCAGGAGUUCAUUGAACUCAUUCGACAGAAUAAGCGACUGGAUGCUGUGAGGCAUGCAAGAAAGCAUUUCAGUCAGGCUGAAGGAAGUCAACUGGAUGAGGUUCGACAAGUAAUGGGAAUGUUGGCCUUCCCAUCAGACACUCAUAUCUCCCCUUAUAAGGAUCUUUUGGAUCCUGCACGAUGGAGGAUGCUGAUUCAGCAGUUUAGGUAUGAUAAUUAUAGACUACAUCAGCUGGGGAACAACUCUGUCUUCACUAUAACGCUCCAGGCAGGCCUUUCAGCCAUAAAGACACCACAGUGCUAUAAGGAGGAUGGUAGUUCCAAAAAUCCAGAUUGCCCUGUAUGUAGCAAGUCGCUCAACAAGCUGGCCCAGCCCUUGCCUAUGGCCCACUGUGCCAACUCGCGGCUAGUCUGCAAGAUUUCCGGAGACGUCAUGAAUGAAAAUAAUCCUCCCAUGAUGCUACCGAAUGGAUACGUGUACGGAUACAACUCCCUGCUUUCUAUUCGUCAGGAUGACAAAGUCAUUUGCCCAAGAACCAAAGAAGUCUUCAACUUCUCACAAGCUGAGAAAGUAUACAUCAUGUAGGUUCCUCUCCACCUGCGAUGGCGUUCCGCUGGAAUGUGACCCAAAAUAGGAUGACGUGCCCUGUGCGGUGCGGCCUUGUGUGGCAAAGAAGCAUGAUCUGCCAUCUUGAGGAUCAGACCUGUCGAUGGCAUUAUUGUUUCUUGCGACCAAAGAUCAAUGAGCAACAAUAAAUACUCUUAGGAAAAGAGGAGAUCUGACUUAAUAAGUUUGUACUUGAAAACAACAUUUUGAUUGGUAGGAUUUUGUAACAUAAGUCACAUUUAAUGCUUCUGAAAAGUACUUUAAUCUUUCAAAAGAUCAUUCUUCUUUGAGGAUCGACUUUCACACUGGGGAAAACUUGAAAAUGCAGCUUAAGACGUGAUUCUGUUUUCUUUUCCCCGUUGUUCUCCCUCAGUUUUUCCUCACCAUUUUUUUGCUAAUGACCAGAAAUGGAUUAAAAUAAGGGGUUUCUCCCCGAGAGCCUAUUGCCUUCUCUGCUGGGGACCCUACAGUGAAGUGGUAGCAAUGCUGGAUGUAAAAUACCCCAAUUACUUCAUCUCGUGGAACAGUUAACUAGACUGUGACUCCAUCCCAGAAUCAAGCAGAAGCUCUCUUUUAAAAACUGGAUUUCCAGAGGUGGCCAAAAAAUACAAAGAGCAUAUAGUGUGACAGGCUGAAAUGUUUUUUCUAGAUUCUUCCACUUUCCCUAGUGUUGAAGUCUUUCCAAAGUUAUUAGUUACGUGCUUAGGGUUCAAUAGCAAAUCAUUAGUGCUACUGCCUUAUUUCUUGCUUUGAGAAUGUAUUCACAUGGAAAUCUGGUAUCCUUUAGUGUUGGACAGUUUCUGAAGAGGCCUUACAACAUGGUUACCUAAGUUAGGGUCUAAAUAUUAUUCAUUACAGGAACUAAUGGUUCAGUUUUAAUGAUUACAGAUGACUUUUCAAGACCAAGCCAACCAUUGUAGUUUAAACAAAACCGUAUUGUAGAGGUUUGUAUCUAGCACUUAUUUUUGCAUGUUGAUGUUGAUUAGCUAAUAAAAAGAUUGUAAAUGUAAAACA